Messenger RNA from Miscanthus lutarioriparius, 3663 nucleotides. The record is from the annotation of a GenBank genome assembly. NCBI's taxonomy places the organism in Eukaryota, Viridiplantae, Streptophyta, Magnoliopsida, Poales, Poaceae.
AUGCCUACCGGCAAAGCGCCCAAGGGAGCGUGGCAAGCAUCUCCGGCGAGCGGCGGCGACCGCAUCGGCGCCCUCCCAGACGAAAUCCUGCGCCACGUCCUCUCCUUCCUCCCCGCGCAGCAGGCCGUGCAGACAUGCGUGCUCGCCCAGCGCUGGCGACACCUCUGGAAGUCAGCCCCUGGACUACGCAUCGUCGGCGCCGACGGGAAGGCGCCGGUGCCCUUCGAGGAGGUCCGGGAGUUUGUGGACAGCCUCUUGCUCCUCCGUGGAAGCUCGCCUCUGGAGACAUUUGAGCUCAAGGUCGCCGGAGCCACUGUUGACGUUCGCCACGUGAGGCUCUGGGUCAGGUACGCCGUGCAGUGCGAUGUCCAGGUCCUGCGGCUCAGCUUCCUUGGGGAUACCCAUGCUCGGCUUCGGCCGGAUGACCCACCCCUCGCCUCCAGGCACCUGACCAAGCUAGAGCUUUGCGGCCUAGUGUUCAAUGAAGAUUUUCUUGACUUCUCGAGAUGUCCUGAGUUGCAAGAUCUACAGAUUAAAGAUUGCAGCUUCAACCAUGCCAAAAGGAUCUCAUCCUUGUCCUUAAGGCAUCUAAGUAUCAAAAGAGCCACAUUCAACCGGAGUUCCCGAGCUCGAAUUCUUGCCCCGAAUCUUGCUUCAUUGUUCCUACAAGUCACUGCUGGCAGGACUCCUGUACUUGAGAAAAUGCCCUUGUUGGUUGAGUCUUCUCUUGCAAUCUGUGAGGUUUGUAAAGAUUGCUGCAGCCGCUCUAACUAUGGGGACUGUGGUGAUGAGAGCUGCGGAGGUUGCAUACGAGAUGACAGCGCCUCUGUGAUUUUGCAUGGUAUGUCUCAAGCAAAGUCUUUGGUGUUGAUAGCUUUCCCUGACAUGUUCAUUUUCAGAAGGGAUUUGAGACUUUGCCCUACUUUUAAUCAAUUGAAGUCUUUGACUCUCAAUGAAAAUUGGUGUGUUCCUGAUGAGCAUCCACUAGCAUGUAUUCUUCAACAUUCACCAGUUUUAGAGGAGCUUAUUCUUUUUCUAUAUUUCAAGAUGGAGGAAGAUUGUGUGGGAAUGAAAGGAAGGUUCAAUCCAAAGGAGCUACCACCAACCAUAUCAUCACACCUUAAGGGAGUUAAAAUCAUUUGUGGAGGGGUUGAUGGAAAUGUUCUUAAAGUUUUGAAGUUCCUGAGCAAACUUAACAUCAGUGGCACUCAAAAUUGCAUGUCAAAAACAAAAACACAAUUGUAUACCAUGAUACUUAUUUUGAAAAUUCCUGGAGCUUCAGUUCCUACAUGGUGUCGGAGCCAGGCCAGUGAUGGCGAGGGCGGCGGUGAGGAGGCUGAGGCUGGUGGUCAGGAGGUUGCCGCUGGGAAGGAGUUGGUGCUGCUGACGUGCACAUCGGGCGACUUGGCGCUGCGUGGUGGAAGGGGCGGUGGAGAGGCGUGUGCUCAAGUUUGUGCUGUGUGUGGAUUGGGAGCUGCUGCAGCAGCAGGAGGAGGAGGAGGAGAAAGCAAGCAAGAGCUAGAAGUAGCAGCACGGGAAGCAGCUGGACGGGAUCUGGAAGGAGAGGCAAGUUCUGAGGAGAUUGAGGAUGAGGCUCCAAGUUCGAGUAAGGAUGCUGUGAUUCACAUGGAACCAGUCAAGAAGAUAGAAUUGAUGCCAAAUGAUAUCAAGCUAGAGGGCACCAAAAAUUAUUUGGCCUGGUCUAGAAGGGCACUCCGUCUGUUGAAAGCGAGAAGGCUUGAAGGUUUUGUAAAUGGAGGAUCACCUGAGCCAGAAAAUAAAUGUAGUCCUGAAUGCAGUACAUGGGAUGCUAUUAAUUCCUUGGUAGCAGCAUGGAUGUUGAGUUCUAUGACUCCGGCCAUUGCUAGUACUGUUGAUACAAUAAUAAGUGCAGCUGAGAUAUGGAAAUCUUUGGAGAAGAUGUAUUCUGGGAUUGGUAAUGUGAUGUUGAUGGUUGAAAUAGAAGAUCGCCUCCAUGAUCUCAAACAGGGGGAGCGAUCUGUAGCAGACUAUGUUGCUGAGUUAAAGGGCUUAUGGGCUGAUGCUGAUUAUCUAAAACCCAUCGAAUUACCACACUCUGAAUGUGUUGCUUGGGUGAAGAAGUGGAUAGAAGAAAAAAGAGUCAUACAAUUUUUGAGGGGAUUAAAUCCAGAGUUUGAGGGUAGAUGCUCUACUAUGUUCCAUCAGCCUAGUCUUCCUAGCCCUGAGGAGGCUAUAGGCACUAUAACACGGGAGGAGUCUAGGCUAAAUGUGAUGAAAGGAAAUUCCUCCUCUCCAUCUACUCCCAUCUUUGCAGCAACAGGAGUUAAAGAGGACAGGAGGUGUUUCAAUUGUGGUGACCUUGGACAUUUGAUUCGUGAUUGUCCCAAGCCACUUAAGCCCAAUAGUGGAAGAGGAAGAGGCAGUAGCAGGGGUGCUCUAAGAGGUGGUAGAGGCCAUGGAGGUAGAGGUGGUUACAGGGCGAAUGUAGCGGGCACACAGGAGGAAUUUUCGAAGGCAAGCGAAGCUUCAUCAGUGGACCUUGAACUGAGGCAUGUGAAAGGAAAAUGUGGAAGACCUGAAGAUCAAGUCCAGGAGGCCCCUAGUGGCGACUUCAUCAACUUUGCAUAUAUAGAUGAAGGUAAUUAUGCCCAUGCAUCUAUUCCAACUCAAAUAUCAAAAUUAAAUUGGAUCCUAGAUUCAGGGGCAUCAAAGCAUGUCACAGGCACAUCAAGUGAGUUUGUUUCAUAUAUGCAAUAUCCCCCCACACGUAAAGAAACUACACAAACUGCUGAUGGUACAUCACAACCCAUUAAAGGUGUUGGCACAGUCCAGUGCACUCCAUAUAUCCAAUUAUCAUCAGUAUUGCAUGUGCCAGCCUUUCUAGUCAAUCUUAUAUCAUUAAGUGCUCUAGUUGAUCAGUUGGAUUGCCAAGUUAUUCUUGAUAAGGAAAAUUGUUUAAUUCAGGAAAGACGAAUAGGGAGGAAUAUUGGGAGUGCAACCAGGCAUAGUGGGCUGUGGUACAUGGACCGUGUGGGGACAAAUGAUGCUUUGUGUACUGUCCUAGCAGCAGCUGUUGGAGAAAAGGAAUCUAUGGUGAUGCUUUUGCAUUGUAGAAUGGGACACCUGUCCUUUGACAAAAUGUAUAAAGUCUUUCCUGAUGUAAUGUGUGGGGUGGAUAGAAACAAACUCUUUUGUGAUGCCUGUGAGUUUGCAAAACACACAAGGCCAUCCUAUGACAAAAGGGCUACAAAUGUUGGGAGUCCUAGUGAGCGAUGCUUGUUUGUUAGCAUGGAUGUGACAUUCAGGGAAUCAGUGCCCUUCUAUGGAGAGAAGACUGAUCUGAAUUUUUUGUCAAAGUUUGACUCUGUUGAAUCAGAUGAAAAAAUGGAAGUGGUGAUUAAGGGCUCGAAUUCCCAACCAAUAAUGGGAGAGAAGGAAAGUGGCUUGGAUUCAACUCUAUGUCAAGAGGAUAAUUCUAGAGCUGAUAACCCACGAUAUAAGGGUCCCUUGAAAGUGUAUACAAGGAGGAAGUAUAAAUCUCAGGAAGAGGUUCCCACAACAGCAACACCAACAACUCAUGAACAUUCUUCCUCGGCCUCUCAAGAGGCUGUUGAUGUAUCAUCGGCUCCGGAGACUGAGAUUGAAGACUCUACUUUAGAUGAUUUGCCCAUAGCAUUAUGA